AUGGCGGUCACCAUGGCAAAGGGGAAACCAGAGCAGGAAGGAGGAGCCUUGUCUGCAGGGCAGUCUGGUAGGGGGCUGGUGGGGCAGGAGGCUGACCUCACUCCUCUCCAGGCCUAUGGAAUUGUGUGGAAGGCCGUGGAUCGGAGGACUGGCGAGGUUGUGGCCAUCAAGAAAAUCUUUGAUGCCUUUAGGAAUAAGACAGAUGCCCAGAGAACGUUCCGGGAAAUCAUGCUGCUCCAAGAAUUUGGGGACCAUCCAAACAUCAUUAGGCUACUGGAUGUGAUCCAGGCGGAGAAUGACAGGGACAUAUACCUGGUGUUUGAGUCUAUGGACACGGAUCUGAAUGCCGUCAUCUGCAAGGGCACACUGCUGAAGGACAUCCACAAACGCUACAUCUUCUACCAGCUGCUGCGGGCCACCAUGUUCAUCCAUUCAGGACGCGUCAUCCACCGGGACCAGAAGCCAUCUAACGUUCUCCUGGAUGCCAGCUGCCUGGUGAAGCUCUGUGACUUUGGCCUCGCCCGCUCCCUCAGUGGCUUCCCUGAGGGGCCUGAGGGCCAGGCCCUGACAGAGUACGUGGCCACACGCUGGUACCGUGCUCCAGAGGUGCUGCUGUCCUCGAGCUGGUACACCCCCGGGGUGGACAUGUGGAGCCUCGGCUGCAUCCUGGGAGAGAUGCUGCGGGGAAGGCCCCUGUUCCCUGGCACUUCCACAUUCCACCAGAUGGAGCUGAUCCUCCAGACCAUCCCACCACCAUCUGAGGAGGACCUCCUGGCUCUUGGCUCAGGCUACAGUGCCUCAAUUCUGCACCACCUGGGGACCUGGCCACGGCAGACGCUGGACACCCUCCUGCCGGUGGACACGCCUCCAGAGGCCCUGGACCUCCUCAGCCGACUCUUGGUGUUUGCCCCGGACAAGCGGCUUAGCGCAGCCCAGGCACUGCAGCACCCCUACGUGCGGAGGUUCCACUGCCCGGCCCAUGAGUGGACACUACAGGCGGAUGUGCAGCUCCCAGUGCACGAAGGAGUCCAGCUCACAGCCGCUGAGUACCGGAGCCGCCUCUAUCAGAUGAUUCUGGAGCGUGGGGACAACAACCGCAUUCUGAGAGAGAAAGACCUGGGGGAUGUCCCAUCAGGGGCAGAGCCCAGCGCCCCCCUGCCCCAGGCGUGUGCACUCACACCCAGAGCCAUCCCCCAGCUACCCUCCCUCUGGCCUGCGCAGGAUCUUGGACACAGGCCUCAGAACAGCCCUGGCCACGAUCUCCCUCACGAUGCCCCCUGGGGAGCCAAGAAUGUCCCCAGGCAGAACUCCGCCCCCCUGCUCCCGUCUCCACCCCCUGGAGGUCCUGGGAGAGGGGAAAGGCUCCUCGGGGCAUCGUUGGAAUACCCCUCAGCACCCUCGCGGGUGCAGCCCCGGGGCCAGGGGGCGGGGCCUUCCCCGGCCCCGCAGGCCGCCGCCCGGGCUCAUAGUGGUUCCUAA
This is a messenger RNA of Miniopterus natalensis, 1479 nucleotides long. The record is from RefSeq and is a predicted model, not a curated record. Lineage: Eukaryota; Metazoa; Chordata; Mammalia; Chiroptera; Miniopteridae.